Acanthaster planci (crown-of-thorns starfish) is the source of this 1124-nucleotide messenger RNA. RefSeq names its product acid-sensing ion channel 3-like. The record is from RefSeq and is a predicted model, not a curated record. Gene Ontology annotation, molecular function: ligand-gated sodium channel activity. Gene Ontology annotation, cellular component: plasma membrane. NCBI's taxonomy places the organism in Eukaryota, Metazoa, Echinodermata, Asteroidea, Valvatida, Acanthasteridae. Gene Ontology annotation, biological process: sodium ion transmembrane transport.
CGGAGUUGCUGAUUAUGUCGAAGUGCUCCGUAUUCACGCGAACAAUAGACUUUUUGGACUGUUUUGGAUCGUUAUUUGAUUUUGAUGAUUUUGAAAACCCCCCUUUUUUAAAUUUUAGUCAUUUCGAUGUACACAGAGUUACCAAUAUUUGCUGCCCCUUACUCUGAGUGUAUAGUUUCAUCGCUCAUUUCUCCGACGAAAUUGAUCGAUGGUUAAGUUUGAACCAGCUUACCACUUACCACUUUUCAUUGUGCAAGGACACAGACAACUUUGCUGGAUGUGCGUCACCCUCAUUCUGUUUUACGUCCACAAAAAUGAGAGUAGACAAACUCGUUAAGAUUCUUGGUUGGGAAGUUCAUGGAGAUCCCAACUCAGCGGCGGUAUCUAUUCCAGGCGAGGUUUUAGAUCAGACCUUGUGUGCUGAAGCACCGCGGGAGGUUUUCCAUAAGCCGACAAGCGGAGAGGUACCGAAGACGCGGCAACCGGCGUGGCAUGUUUGCAGCAGGAUGGACAGAGUUUGGACAAAGGAAGAGAAGAGACGAACCUCCCAUGGGGCUAGCUUAAGGUUGAAGACGGCUCUGAAGGAUGACACGAGUGUGGUUGGCAUUAAGAACGUGGUAGACGAGAAGGUCCAAACCGGUAGAAAGGUGAUGUGGUUGUGCCUUCUGUUGGCUGGCUUAGGUAUGGUGACAUACCAAAUCGCCAGGAGCAUCAUUUACUUCAAAUCCUGGCCAGUAAUGGUCAAUGUUGAAGUGAUCUACCCUGAGGAAAUGAUCGAAUUCCCGUCUGUGACAAUUUGCAACUUCAACAUGUUCAGGAAAUGCGCAGUCGAAAAGUACGGUCCAGAAUUCGUGGACUAUAUCGAUUUGGCGUACCCAGUAGGAAUGAUGAAUAAUAAACAAACACCGCCCGAUUUCAUGGUGUUCAAAGACCUCGAUCUCAAACAGUUCUACGUGGACACCGGACAUCUUAAGGACGACAUGAUCCUAGAAUGUAGCUGGCAAGGACAACCGUGCGGUCACGAUGACUUCAUCUCGACUCUGACUGACUUUGGUAUGUGCCACACCUUCAAUUCUCAUACCAAAGGCAUGGCCGUCAGACGCAUAAAACACAGGGGUAAGUAA